Molecule: messenger RNA, 2100 nt
Organism: Durusdinium trenchii
Lineage: Eukaryota; Dinophyceae; Suessiales; Symbiodiniaceae
Source: the annotation of a GenBank genome assembly
AUGAUCACCCUGGAGGACCACGCCAAGGUCUGUCGCGACAUCUUGCUGCGCGGCAUCACGCGGCCCGAUCGACCGGAGUCGCCCGUGAAAAUGUCGUCGCUCUCGCCAACGCCGGUGCAGAAGUUCUUGCAGCGGACGGGGGAGCUGCCCAGCGGUGCGGGCGUCCAGUUUCCGCCCCGCAUGGCCGAGCCGAAAGCGAAGGCGGCGGCGAAGGUCGCGGCCAAGGCGGCUCCGGAGCAGAAGCGCAGUUGGCUGCGGAUCGCCCAGCAGGUCUGGACGUCCUCCGCGCGCGUCGCGCCCACCACCACCAGCGCCAGCGCCUCGCCGCCGCGCACGGCGGCCGGGGCGGUGGCCGUGGCGGCGACGCUGAAUCAGAUCAUGGCACAAGCGGCGAAUGAGCAGAUCCAACAGCAGCUUGACGCCCUUCUGAACAUUGGAAGUGGCGAACAGAAGCUGGAAACCAACUCUGGCCAAGAAGGCAAGAUCAUCUACGCCAUCAUCGAGAUGAGCAAGAUCUUGUGCCGGCUUUGUCGGCCUAUCCUCAGCAAAAAUGGAUAUGGUGAUGGAGGCUUAAGGUCCUUCUCCCUCUUCUUUGGUGCCAUCGAAGAGGCCACGAUCCUGGAGGAUGUGAGCCGGCUUUUAGGCUCGUUGCAGUACGUCCUCUGGAUGGGUCCGGAGGGACGUCCCCCGCGGCGCGCCCAGCUGCGCGCCGUCGCGUCCUCGCUGCAGCUGGCCUUCGCGCACCACGCCGCGCUGCCGCCGCUGGAGCGGUAUGCACGGAGCCAUGCGCGCACGGUAGCCUUAGUGGAGAUGUUGCUGAGGGAGUAUGCCCGAGGCGUGCGCCCCGUUUGGGCCACGCCGGAGGCCCAGCGCGCGCGAGCGCUGCUGGUUUGGGUUUGGGGUGCCCAGCGGCAGCUGGAGGGCGCCUUAGCAGAGUCGGGCUAUUAUGAGGAGGCCGCCGCCUUCUUGAGUGGCUCCGAGGAGCGUCUUCACCUCUGUCUGCUGGGCGACUUCACCGACCCCUGGGCUCCCUCGCUCCGACGGCGCGUGCGCGUCACCACCGGCAGCAUCGCCAGCGCGUCGAACGCGUCGAGCACGGCGAGCGCGGUGGAUUUGGUCUUCUGUCCACACGGGCGGGCGGAGGAGGUGGCGAAGGCGCUGCAGGUGGCUUCCGAACGGAGCUGCGUGCUGGCGGUAAGCAGCUGUUCGGAAGAGGAGGCAGAAGACAUGCUGAGAAGGCUGGAAAAGUGCGGCUGCAAGGCCAUUUUGCGCAAAGUUCGCAACCUCUUCUCCAGCAUGGCCGCUGGCUCGGCGGCCAAAUACGACGCUCACGGCUGGAUCAGCGCCGUGGAAGUGCCCGCGGGCGCCACGCUGGAAACGCUGGAGGAGCCCAAGGCGGAGCUUCAGAGUGCGAAGGACGAGGCCAAAGCUGCCAAACGCAGUCCUGCUGUCUUCUGGGGCAUUCUUGACUUGAAGUACGACCCGUCGCUGCCGAUGGAGCGAAGGGUGAAGGUCUUGGAAACGGGCGAUGGACGGUCCUCGAAGUUCAGUGGCUAUGGGGCGGCCAUCAAGGAGAACUUCAAGGCGGACAAGAAGCUGGAGGAGACCCUUCAUCGCGCUGUGCUGGUGGAGAACAAGAAGUUGACUCAUGACUUCUUCGUCGAAAGUGGCUACCAGCAUUUGAUGCCCAAACAGCUCUGCUUCCGACGGAUCUACCAGGACUUUCUGGCCUUGGACAUCAUCCAAGGCUUGGGUUUGUCCACCUCAGGCUCGCCCUCUGCCUGUGUCUUGAAGCUCUGCAACCGGGCCAGGGGCGCUGGCUGCAUCCCGAUCUCCGCGGAUGAUUUGGACGUGGCGCUCGAGAGGCUCUUGACCUUGCCCGACAACACCGAAGAGUGGCUCGAGGAGCAGGAUGAGAACUUCCCCAAAGACUGCGAGUGGGGUUGCUUCGAGGAGCAAGUCCGGCACUGGUGGUCCAACGAGUGUCCCGUCUUCGUCUGUGAGGAGCUUUGCCACUCUGCGCCCGUGUGGCAGGAGGGCAAAGGCUACGACGCCACCAUGCGCGUGGGUUUUUUCCUUACACCGAGUGGAAGAGCCUGA